AUGAGAUCACAUAUUGAUGCUGCAUCUGGCAGAACAAUUUUAUCAAAGACAUCGGCGGAAGCAUUAAUCUUAUUUGAGGAUAUGGCCAUGAAUAGUUGUCAAUCUCAGAGUGAGAGAUCGACGAUUAAAAAGGCAAAUGGGGUUUUUGAAGUAGAUCAAAUAACUUCACUGAUGGCGCAUAUGUCUGCUUUGACUAAUCAGAUUAAGGGUCUCACUGAAAAUAAAGUAGCGGCAAGUCAAGAAACUAUAAAUGUGGCACAAGCUUCUAGUUCGAAUGGGUUGGUGGAUGAACAAUGCCAAUAUGUCAAUCAGAACUACAACUUUAGACCCAACAACAACUUGCCCACAUACUACCAUCCUAGCCUGCGCAAUAAUGAAAUUUUUUCCUAUGCAAGCAAUAGAAAUGUUCUCCAACCACCUCAAGAGCCACCUAGACAAAUAGGGGAGAAGCCUUCACCAUCACUUGAAGAGUUACUGAAGACUUACAUAGUGGACUCCAAGGCAAGGCUAGAUCAACAUGGCACUCGUCUCAACAAUAUUGAAACACAUUGUACUAAUAUGGGAGCAACGAUGAAGACAUUGGAAACACAAGUGGGUCAAUUGGCCAAUACUAUGAAGACUCAAAUGUCUAGAUCUUUUCCAAGUGACACGGAGAAGAAUCCAAAAGAGUGUAAUGCAAUUACUUUGAGGAGUGGAAAAGAAUUGGACGCUCCUACAGUUGAGAAUAAAAAGGUUGAUGAGAUCCCAAUGAAUGGUGAGAAAGAAAAAGACAGGAAAAAUGAAAGGAUUCUGAAGAAAGAGUCAUUGGUGGCUAAUUCGGGUUCAAUUACUUUUCCGGACAACCCACCCAAGAUUACUACUCCAUUACCAUUUCCUCAAAGAUUUCACAAGAAGGAGAUUGAUGAAAAAUUUGCAAAGUUCUUGAAUAUUUUCAAGAAAAUAUAUAUUAACAUUCCUUUUAUGGAUGCCCUUGAACAAAUGUCAAACUACACUAAGUUUAUGAAGGAGUUGAUGUCUAAGAAGUGUAAGUUAGAGGAUUAUGAAACUGUGAAGCUAACAGAAAAACUCAAUCUUGGAGAGGUCACACAAACUACCAUUUCCUUACAAUUGGCGGAUUGUUCUUUGACGUAUUCUAGAGGUAUCAUUGAAUAUUUUCUAGUGAAGAUUGAUAGAUUCAUUUUUUCGGUUGAUUUUGUUGUGCUUGACAUGGAGGAAGACCAAGAAAUUUCGAUAAUCUUGGGAAGACCUUUCCUAGCAACCGGGAAAGCUUUAAUUGAUGUACAUGAUGGUAACUUGACUCUAAGGGUGAAUGGCGAAGAAAUAUUUUUCAAGAACGUGUUUCAUGAUGAUCCUUUGGAACUAUGUUUGACAACACCGAUUUCUAAAGAGGACCUUGGAGUGGAUUCAGGAAUGAAUGAUAUGGAGGUGGUUGAUAAUGUCUUUGCUUUAGAAGCAUUACCGGUAGAAAAGGAAGUGUCUAAGAAGGAAGAUAUUUGUAAGGCUCCAACUCUUGAUAAUAGCUUGGAGAAAAAGAAUACUGCUAGUGAUGGGCUUAUUUUGAAGCAAUUACCCUCUCAUCUUUAG
This is a messenger RNA of Humulus lupulus (European hop), 1584 nucleotides long. RefSeq lists its product as uncharacterized. Bases 1 to 1584 code for a protein of 527 amino acids. Lineage: Eukaryota; Viridiplantae; Streptophyta; Magnoliopsida; Rosales; Cannabaceae. The transcript is spliced from 3 exons. The record is from RefSeq and is a predicted model, not a curated record.